CGUCCAUUUGUUUAGCUGCAAAUGGCGGCAUUUAACGAUAUGGAAUAUAAAUACAUAAAGUUUCUUUAUUAUAGCUCACUUUAUCAUUAACCAGAAUUGUAUUUAAGUAAGAAUUGUAGGCAGGCGAAUCAUAUGGCGUUUAUUACUGGUUUAGAAAUGAAGCGAAAAAAUGAAACGGCUAGAAGUUAGGCUGAAAACUGAUUGUCUAGGGUGGUGUGUGUGUGCGCGCGCGCAUGUGUGUGUGUUUUGUAGCUGAGGGCCUUGUGUCAAAUUGGUUAUGUAGUACAUUACAUACUGCAUAGAGACUAUUGAGACAGAUAGCACUGCUGAACAGGUAACGUUAACCUCAGCCCAGCUACUAUACUGUGUGAUUACAUUACCGGGAAGAUAGUCAAUUAUCAGAUACUAUAUUCAAGCUAUUUUGACCAAGGUGAGAUUAAUGUGUUUGUAAUUAUGAAGCAAAAAGGUGACUUCAUCUCUUGUACAUACUCACCUGCUCUAAAAAAGAGCCCUAAGAUGGGCAGGACCUUUUAUGUUCAUUUAAAAAAUUUCUUUAUAGUACUACUAUUUGAAAUAAGCAGUUAGCAUGUUAUAAAAAUGGAUGCUGUUAAUAAAAAAUACAUGGCCACGGUGAAGAGGAGAGGUUUUGCUAAGUAAUGAGAAAAGAGGAGUGUUCAGAAGCCAACAUUUACUCCUCUACUCACUGCUAGGUUCAGAGUGUCUGGAGCAUGGAGAGGGAAACAGAUAUCACUCUGCUGAUGGAAGAAAAAUCAGUUUCUCCGAAGGAAAAGUGCGAGCCCGAACCAGAGGUUUUCCAUGAAGAUGAGAUUCCGGUCCAGCAGAUAAAGGAAAUGUCUGAGUUUGAGGGGACAAACCUGAAAGAGGACGAUGGAUCGAAAUCUGAGCAACCAAUUUUGCAGGAAACAUGUUUGGCGUCUAAGGUCGCACGUCAGCAGAUGGAGGGCUGCGGGUUAGAGGUAUCUGAUCUACAGAUAGAGAUGAGGAGCCUGCAGCAGGAAUUGGUGAAGUGUCAGAUUGAACUCAAGAGAGUGCAGAAGCAGCUGGACCAAAGUUUAAGGCUUCAGAGGAGCACAGAGAGCUUCAACCAUGAUCUAAGACAGCAGGUUGAGGAACUGAGCGCCGAGCUUCAUGAGCGGAAAAAAAAGGAGAAGAGUCGAGUGGAAGCUGAGACUCAGACUGAAGACUACACCCAGUAUGAGACAGAUUACAGUUAUUACUAUAGUGGAUACUAUCAGGCUGCUGCAGAAUCUACACUUAACACCGAUACUGAAAUCCAGGAAACCCAUGAUGCGUAUCCUGUUACAACAGAGGUAGAAUCAGCCAGUGUACAGCAGGCAGAUGAAGUGACCAGUGUGGAUGAAACUGAGGGAGCUGUCGACAGCAGCUCAUCUAUAGCAGCGAUGUUAAAAGCCACAGCAGAAGAGGCAGUCACUCAGACGGGCUUUGUUUUUGACGAAAGCUCAGGAAUGUAUUACGACCAUUCUACUGGCUUCUACUACGACUCGAACAGUCAGCUGUACUAUGAUGCCAACACAGGGAUCUACUACUACUAUGACCACACCAGUGGAAAGUAUCAGUUCCACUCUCGAAUUGAGCUGUCCACAGCUCAGUCAGGGCAAACUGCCAGCGAUCAGGAGAAUGUCAACCCAUGGAAGCGUAAGAGGGCCGUAGAGGGACCAGAGAAUACAGAGGGCAAAAAGAAAUGCAAUAAAUCCCAGAACAACACUGGAGUGAAGGAAAAGCCAAAAGCUGUAAAAGAUCCGGAGGAGGACAGCUUAGGAAAGAAAGGAAGACGUUCGCGUAGCAGGACACGACUAUCUCGUUCGCGUAGCAGGACACGUCUGUCUCGUUCGCGGAGCAGAACACGCAGGUCUCGUUCACGGAGCAGAACACGUGGAUCUCGUUCACAGAGCAGGACACGCGGGUCUCGUUCACGGAGCAGGACUCGUUCAGGGAGUAGGACACGCAGGACUCAUUCACGUAGCAGGUUGCAUAAAAAUAACAGAAGACAUUCUGAAGACAGGAAAAAGAAGAAAAAAAAGAAAAAGAGUAAAAGGCAGUCACAUUCACACAAGGAUUGGAGCUCACACUCUGCAUAUAUGGACAAUGAAAGUGAGCCAGAAGAAGGAGAGAUCUUGCAGUCCAGGACAAAGGAAUAUCCUUCAACAUCAUCCUCAUCAGCAUCUCUGACUUCCCCCCCAGUUACCUCUCCAGUUUCAUACAGCCCGGAGAGAGACAUGCAACUAAUGGAAGGAUGGCCCCCGUGCGUGAGAGUAACUGUGGUCCGCUCUCCUGUCCUGCAGCCCGGCACUCUUUUUAUCCUCACAGCUGACAGCAUCGCCACUAUCGGCCGGGAGAAGGAUAUGGAUCAUGCCAUCAGGAUUCCGGAGAUGGGAGUCAGUAAGAGUCAUGCAGAAGUGUAUUUUGAUCACGAGCAGCAGUGUUACAUGUUGGUAGACCUGGGGAGUCAGAAUGGCACAGUGCUCAAUGGCAACCGAAUAUUACAGCCUAAAGUGCGCUGUGACCCUUGCCCUUUAACACAUGGUGAUGAAGUGAAGCUGGGUGAGACGGUUUUGUCUUUUCACAUCCACAUGGGAUCGGAAACAUGCGAUGCCUGCGAACCUGGACAGGUGCUAGCUCACCUAAGCCAUCGCCGCUCAGAAGAAAAUAUGGCUGUUGUACUGAGUAAAGAGGACAAAGAGGUGCAGAGACAAAGACAGCUCAAACAGAUUAAACUUAAAUAUGGCCUUAAAAACAGUGCAUACGAAGGUGGCUGUGUUUCCAGCAAUAAGUAUAAGGACCGAGCAGAGAACCGGAGACAGGUGGUGGGAAGCGAGGGAACUUUCUACAGAGACGAUGCGCCGGCAUCUGUUCAUGUGGAGAUCAGUGACAGGAACAAGGGCCGUCAGAUGUUGGAGCGAAUGGGAUGGAAGAGCGGAGAGGGACUAGGCAAAGAUGGAGGAGGCAUUACCGAACCUGUGGGGGUGCAGGUUCGGACACCUCAGUCCGGGCUGGGCUGUGGAGCAAUUUUUUCAGUGGAUGAGGUUCCUGCUGACCAGAGUAGAAGACAAAAGAAUUGGGAGCACGCAAGGGGGCGUUUUCAAAAUGCAGACCUCAGUCAUAACAGGCUUGAGUCUGAAGAAAGCCUACUGAGCGACCCUUGAGCCUAGGUUUAAAGGAGUCAUGGUGAUUCUUUUUGAAUGCACAGCUCCAGAAACAAAACUGAUUCGAAGAACUGAACUAAUGAGAGAGGAAUACACAAUAAAUUUUACAUCGAAGUAAUUCUCUACAGUUUCUAUCUGGUGCCUGUAUAGUUCUGUUAAUGAAUGUGCAACACUACAUUCUGCUCUGUACAUUUCAAAGAUGCAGAAUGUGGCCCGAUGUAUAAUAACAAUAAAGUGUAAAAUAAUGUUUUAUGUAAUUCUGUAAUAAUUGUCAAAGUCCGGCCAAAGUCCUUUUAAGAAUUUCUUAAUAUUAAGAAAAAGAAACAAAAACUGUUACACGUGGAAAAACAUAUAUAUAUAUA
This is a messenger RNA of Clarias gariepinus (North African catfish), 3547 nucleotides long. It is a transcript of the gene aggf1, whose product is annotated as angiogenic factor with G patch and FHA domains 1. NCBI's taxonomy places the organism in Eukaryota, Metazoa, Chordata, Actinopteri, Siluriformes, Clariidae. Bases 729 to 3185 code for a protein of 818 amino acids. The transcript is spliced from 14 exons. The record is from RefSeq and is a predicted model, not a curated record. Gene Ontology annotation, biological process: vasculogenesis. Gene Ontology annotation, molecular function: nucleic acid binding; protein binding.